AUGUCGUGGGAAUCUAUUGCCGCCAAAAAGCGCCAGGCUCUCAAGGAUGCCAUUCCCGCUGAAUGGAUCAUCCCUGCUGAGAUCUUUCCUCCCGAGGAUCAAUUAGACGUUACGGGCUUUCCAAAGGAGUCCGGUUUCUUUACGGAUCGCGAAUUGGAGAUUACGUCGACGCCUGCGCAGGCAAUACUCAAGUAUCUUUCUUCCGGACAAUGGACAGUGGAAGAGGUGACCAGGACUUUCUGCAAGACUGCGGCGGUAGCACAGCAAUUGACGAACUGCCUAUCGGAGAUCCUGUUCGACAGGGCCAUGGCCCAGGCAAAAGAGCUCGAUGCUUACUAUAAAGAGACCGGCAAAACAAAAGGCCCCUUCCACGGUCUUCCAAUCUCGAUCAAGGACAACUUCAAUCUGAUUGGCGUUGAUGCGACAGUCGGUUUUGCGUCACUGGUCGAUGAUCCGGCUAUAUACAAUAGCACGCUCGUCGAUCUUCUGCUUGGUGCUGGUGCGGUGCUGUACUGCAAGACCAAUGUACCUACCGGUAUGCUUGCCAAGGCACCUGAGAGAUUGGUGACUGACAAAUAUCUAGCGAUGAUGAUUGCCGAAUCAGUCAACAAUGUCUUUGGCCGGACAGUCAAUCCUCGCAACCGCAAGCUGACCUCCGGGGGCUCUUCUGGCGGAGAAAGUUCACUGAUUGCCUUUGGCGGUAGCAGAAUUGGCGUUGGUACCGAUAUUGAUUUUCCAUAUCUAGGCGGCUCGUUGCGCAUCCCGGCCGCCUGCACAGGCAUCUUCACGAUCCGUCCCUCCUUCGGCCGCUUCCCGAACUUCCAAACCCGCUCCGGCCUUGCCGGUCAAGAAGCAGUGCACAGCGUCAAUGGACCGAUGGCGAAAACACUGGAGGAAAUCACCCUAUGGGCUAGCACAGUCGUCGGCCAGCAACCAUGGCUCAUCGAUCCCAAGUGCCUACCGAUCCCAUGGCGCCAAGUCGAAAUGAAGAAACCUCUUAAAAUAGGUGUCCUUCACCACGAUGGACUAGUAACGCCUACUCCCCCUGUUGCCCGUGCACUCAGCGAGACAGUGCAGAAGCUGAAAAACGCCGGUCACGAGGUUGUCACCUGGGCGCCAAGAGAGCACAAGGAGCUCCUGACCUUACUGUCGACAUUCUUCGUCGCGGACGGAGGAAAGAGUGUGCGAAAACUGCUCGAGCCAACGGGGGAGCCGUUCCGCCCUGAGAUGAAAGCAUACGAGGAAUCCUCAGAGCUCGGCGUCCAUGAGAUGUGGCAGCUCCAUCUGAAACGGAAUGCUCUGUGCAAGUCGUACCUGGAUCGGUGGAAUGAAACCGGCAUUGAUGCCGUGCUAUGCCCAGCAACACCCUACAGUACCGUCGAGCACGGCAAAUUCGCCUACGUCGGAUACACCGGUGUCUUCAACGUGCUCGAUUACCCCGCCGUCUCGUUCCCGUGUGGCGUCAAGGCGGAUAAGGAGCUCGACAAGGCUUACGUGAACCAUCAAGCGCUCAGCGAUCUCGAUGCGCAGAUUCAGAAUGAUUAUUCCGCGGAGACCGUCCACGGCAUGCCGGUGAAUCUGCAGCUUGUUGGACGUAGACUUGAAGAUGAGAGUGCGUUGGCCAUGACGGAUGUUAUACUCAAGGCUGUCGCUGCCAUGAAUGGGACGGUAUAG
Molecule: messenger RNA, 1674 nt
Organism: Aspergillus mulundensis
Lineage: Eukaryota; Fungi; Ascomycota; Eurotiomycetes; Eurotiales; Aspergillaceae
Exons: 5
Coding region: 1-1674 (557 amino acids)
Source: RefSeq, a predicted model, not a curated record